ACUUCUUCUCUCGGAACAGCCAAUGUUGUUUUCCCGCAGGGAUAACUAAUUUGACUUUCAUCUGUUUGAAUCCUUUAGCAUCGUGUAUUUGCUACCCUCUGAAUUAGCAAUCAAUUCUCUUUUCCCUAUCGCGGUCGUGAAUCCACUGCAGGCAUAUGGUUCCUGGUCUCGACACCGUCAUAAACCGUCGGUCUUGUUCUUAUAUCUAAGACUGUACAUCUCGCAAAACCUGAGCCAUCGUUGAGCUCUCUUUGUAUAGCCCUUCAGCAUCUGCCAAUAUUACUUCGCCGCUCGCUAUGCCCGAUCAGCAACGUCAUGUGCCCGGCGGGCAUUGGUCUGGCUCGAAUCCGAUUCCAAAUAUUCAAAAAUUCGUCGAAAGUCUCGACAAAGACAAGAAAGAGAGGGACAGAUUGCUUGACGAGCAAACAAAAACUCAAACCCAGGCCAACAAAAAUAAACAGGGGGACGCCAAGCCGCAUGUUAAUGAUCCCCACGCCAGUUCGCCGAAGACUUGGAAGACGGUCACGGACCCAACCACGGGCAAAGACGUUCAAAUUGAAGAUGUCAACAAGGAUUUUAUGUCAUCAGUGAAGAGCCCACAGCUUUCCGUGCCGAAUUCAAAUCUCGGGAAAGACACCCCCGUGAAAACCGAAGCGUCCCAGUCUGGUGAAGAAUAUAGGGAGAAUCAAGAUGUUACCGCCCCUCCCGACCCUGUAGCCCCCGGGAGCACUUCGGAUGUACCCAUUCGAGGCGAGAAGACAAAUAUACUUUUUCAUCCUACGCCAUCAGUCAGCUAUGAACCAAUGUUUAAUGCGCUAGAAUCAAAAGCAGGGGCGCUGUGCAUUGGAAUAUGCUUUGCCGUGAUUGUUCUCGGUAAGAUGUUUGGGGGCUCACUGAAAGGCCUGAUUCCUCUCGCUGCAUGCUUGAGCUCUGGCGUUUGGCUGUGGAUGAAAGAGGUGGUAAGAAGCGGGCGCGAGGUAGAAUGGCACAGUGAAAAGGAGCGCGGCCAAACCGCUACCGCCAACCUCCUUCCAGAAUCUGUAGAGUGGUUGAAUACUUUGAUGGGCAUUGUCUGGGGUCUCAUCGAUCCUGAACUGUUUGCCGGCGUGGCAGACACGCUCGAAGACGUUAUGCAGGCAUCUGUACCAGGAAUCAUCGAAAAUGUUCGAGUUGCCGAAAUUAACCAAGGCUCAAAUCCAUUCAGAAUAUUGAGCCUUCGAGCUCUUCCAGACGCUCAUGUGAAAGAGCUGCGAGAAAGUAUUCAUGAAGAGAACAAGAAGACCAAGGACCCACAGGAAUUGGCGGCUGAUGAGGAAGGGGGAGAUUACUACAACAUUGAAUGCUCAUUUGCUUAUCACGCUGAGCCCUCUGGAAAAAGAGCCGCUUCAAAGGCGCGAAAUAUGCACAUGCAGUUGGUUUUUUACUUGGGUAUCAAGGGUCUCUUCGGGGUGCCUUUGCCCAUUUUUGUUGAAUUACAAAGUCUAGUUGGAACUGUCCGAUUGCGUCUCCAAAUGGGCCCCGAGCCCCCUUUCCUCAAGGCUGUUACCUUCACCCUGAUGGGGCUGCCACAUAUUCAAGCAGGGUGUAUACCAAUGGUCCAAAGGGGUGUCAAUAUUCUUAACCUUCCUAUCAUUUCUAAUUUUGUCAAUUAUGCUAUUGGAGCUGCGGCUAGCAUGUAUGUUGCGCCCAAGUCCAUGAGCCUGGAUCUUAGCAAAAUGCUCCAGGGAGACGACAUCCAAAAAGAUGUGGAAGCCCUUGGAAUUCUCUGGAUAAGGAUCCAUCGAGCCAUUGGGCUCAGCAAACAAGACAGGCGUGGCAGUAAAGGCGGUGGAAGCGAUCCGUAUAUCACGUUAUCUUUCUCUAAAUACGGAAAGCCUAUGUACUGCACGAGAGUGAUCACGGACGACUUGAAUCCCAUUUGGGAGGAGACCGCUGCGCUCCUUGUCACCCCAGAAUUGAUCAAAGCAGACGAGCAGCUCAGUGUGGAGCUUUGGGACUCCGACCGGUCCACCGCCGACGACAUUGUUGGAAAGGUUGAGUUGUCCAUGCAGAAAAUGAUUCAGCAUCCCGGCAAAAUGUAUCCACAAGUAUCGAAGCUUCAAGGUAUGGAUGCCGGUAGUGAAAUGCCAGGGGAAUUGCAUUGGGAGGUCGGGUAUUUUGGCAAACCGCAAUUCCGACCAGCCCUUCGCACAGACGGGAAGGACCCCAAUCUUCCAGACGCGCUAAAGGGGAAGAGUGAGCUGCAAGAUGAUAAGGGUGUCAUCGAUAACGCUGAAGAAGACGCCGUUAUUCAUACUCCACCGGACCCCCUCUGGCCAAGCGGUAUUUGUAGCAUCAUUGUGCAUCAAAUUGUGAACCUCGAACUCGAGAAUAUCAAAGGUAGCGAAGGGAAUCGUCGCGGAAGGGAGUUUGAGCCUGCAAAAGAUAGUGGCGAGAACACUGAUGAGGAGGGUGAAAAGCUCCCCAGCAGCUAUUGUACCAUACUCUUCAACGAUCAGCUGGUCUACCGAACCCGUGCCAAAGCCGUUAGUAGUCGGCCCAUCUUCAAUGCCGGAACAGAGCGCUUCAUGAGGGACUGGAGAUCAGGCAUAGUGACGGUUACUGUUCGUGAUCAGCGCUACCGGCAACACGAUCCAAUCAUUGGAGUUGUCCCUCUGCAGCUUUCUGAAAUCCUCCAAACAAGCUCUCAAGUUACACGAUGGUAUCCUCUUGAUGGAGGGAUCGGUUUUGGUCGCAUUCGUAUCUCACUUCUUUUCCGGAGCGUGGAAACCAGGCUGCCUCCGAAUCUACUUGGCUGGGAUAUCGGAACGUUUGAGUUUACGUCGGAUCGCAUAUUGGCCAUAAACUAUACUAGCCACGCCAAGUUGAAAUUAAGGACUGGUGGCAGCAGUGGCAAUAUAUCGCGGGCGCAAGCUCGAAGCCUUGAAGAAGGCGAUGGGAUUUUCUGGGAUAUUGCAAAGAAUGAGGGAAGAAACAAUGUUCGGCUUCCAGUGAAGCAUCGCUAUCGGUCGCCGGUGAUCUUCGAAUUCCAUGCGCCGGGAAAACGCGGGCCGGACGGUUAUGCCAUGAUUUGGCUGCAGCACUUGGUCGACAAUGAGGACACGGAUAUCAAUAUUCCUAUUUGGCGAACGAAGAAUGGCCAGCGUUUGACACAGAAUUACAUCACCGAAUCUAAUGUGUCGGCGAAGAGAAGCCCUGGUCUAGAGGACCUUGAGGAAAUAGGCCGGCUGCAGUUCCGUUGCCGGUUCAAAGCUGGAACCGAUGAAUCCCACGAAGCAUUUGUCGUGGAUAACAACUCGAGAGAAACAUAUGAAACAUACGAAGCAUGUCUCGCUGAGGGUGUGCGACAGCGCCAGGUGCAGCCAGAAGUUCCGGAGAAUGUUCGCGAGCGCCAUGAAGCUUCGCUGACACAGGGUCGUGACAUACUGAUGCAGGCUCAGCCAGAUGAGCGCCAGAAAUGGUUGACGAGAAGCGGAGAAGACUGGAGCGGUGCUUUCGGCGAGGAUCCCAAAGCAUACGUAGACUCAAGUGGAAAGAAGAGAGCAGAACCGGGAGUAGAGAAGCCAGUACAUGAUCCAUUUAACCCAAGCUCAGAUGAUGACGACAUUGAUGAAGAUGACGAUUCCUCUUCUGAAAACGAAGAUUUAGGGAUAAAUGAUGCAGAACAAGGCGGAGAAUUUGUUGGUGAAAAGCAAAAGGCAGAUGGGUCAGCAGAUGGGUCAGCAAAUAUGCCAAAUGGGUCCGGCGCAAAUAAUUCUCAAAACCGAAAGACUGAACGGCGAAAGCAUCGAGGCGUAAUGCAAUGGAGACCUGCGCGAAAUGCGCUAUUUGCCAAGGAUGAGCUGAAGUUUGGCAUCAGAAAAGUCAAACAAAAAUUUGCCAUGGAAGGAAGAGAGCCUGGGGUUGAGACCGAGACCGGCACUUAACAAAAUAUGGAUUCUCGAUUCUGAAAGACAAAUUCCUCAUUAUAAUUCCGGAAACCGCUCCUAAGCAUGCAGGAAGCUCGGUGUUGGCCUUUCAUCUGAAUUCCACGAACAUCAUUAACGCAGAAGAAUAUUAAUCAAUACAUUUCAUUACUAGACAUUCGUUUUUGUUUCAUCAUUCUAUGCACACGUCAAAUCUGGAGACAUCCAGUCAAGUUAAUCCCAGUC
Xylona heveae TC161 is the source of this 4151-nucleotide messenger RNA. RefSeq lists its product as hypothetical. Gene Ontology annotation, molecular function: lipid binding. NCBI's taxonomy places the organism in Eukaryota, Fungi, Ascomycota, Xylonomycetes, Xylonales, Xylonaceae. The record is from RefSeq and is a predicted model, not a curated record. The coding region runs from base 297 to 3926 and encodes 1209 amino acids. The transcript has 8 exons.